Messenger RNA from Penicillium canescens, 360 nucleotides. RefSeq lists its product as uncharacterized. NCBI's taxonomy places the organism in Eukaryota, Fungi, Ascomycota, Eurotiomycetes, Eurotiales, Aspergillaceae. The transcript has a single exon. The coding region runs from base 1 to 360 and encodes 119 amino acids. The record is from RefSeq and is a predicted model, not a curated record.
AUGUCUACAUCCUAUGAUCUUACCUCCUACGGUCUCACCAUGUCGCCCACAGUGUGCUUUGUGGACAACGAAUUUAUUCAGAGUACCAGGUGUAUCAUCUGGUCCAUGUUACUAUUAUUCACGGUCCAAAUUGCCGUUCUACACGUUGCGGUUAUCCUCAUAGACAAAACCAUCCAGCUAGUCACCCCAAGGUUCUUGAAUCUGGUUGUCCAUGUCUUCGGAAAAGUAGAGACAUACUGCGAUUAUCUGAACUGGAAAUGGCUAGCCUGGCUUCUCAACAUCGUGGCUAAGAUCUCUACAACCGAAGAAGACAGACGGCAACAAAAACAGUUGAUCAAGGAAAAGGAGAUAGUGAUGUAA